AUGUGUGGUUAGCCGAAGAAGAAGAAGGCUGGCCAAGCAGAGCUGGUAGUCACAUGUGUUUACUUCAUUUCAAGUAGACUAACUAUAGUUUCCCCCAGACACAAACUCACAGCAAGGAAGAAGUAUGAGCUCCUGUCGACGACCAGAACAUUCUGCCCCUCCAGAUGUGUUUUACGACGCAAAGGAGGCAAAGAAAUACUCUCAAAAUUCUCGAAUGAUCGAGAUUCAGACCCAGAUGUCAGAGAGAGCUGUGGAGCUUUUGAACCUGCCAGAGGGACAGCCAUGCUUCCUGCUGGACGUUGGGUGUGGCUCUGGUCUGAGUGGCGACUACCUGACAGAAGAAGGACACUACUGGGUUGGUGUUGACAUCAGCACCGCCAUGCUGGAUGUUGCACUAGAGAGAGAGGUGGAGGGAGACCUUUUAUUGGGAGACAUGGGGCAAGGCAUGCCUUUUCGAGCUGGAACCUAUGACGGUUGUAUUAGUAUCUCAGCUCUCCAGUGGCUUUGCAACGCCGACAAGCGCACACACAGUCCUCCCAAGAGACUCUACGCCUUCUUUAGUACGCUUUAUUCUUCUUUGUCAAGAGGCGCACGAGCCGUUUUUCAGCUGUAUCCAGAGAACUCGGAGCAGCUGGAGCUGAUCACAUCGCAGGCCAUGAAAGCAGGCUUCAGCGGCGGCAUGGUGGUGGACUAUCCCAACAGCAGCAAAGCCAAAAAGUUCUUCCUGUGUCUGUUUGCCGGCAUGACAGGUGUACUGCCAAAGGGAUUGGGAUCAGAAACCACAGACAGGACAGUUGCAAACCAGGUCCAGUUUUCAGGACAAAGAUGCCGUUUUAAAAACAUGAAGGGUAAAUCGGUAAAGGGCCGAGAUUGGAUCUUAGAGAAGAAGGAGAGGAGGCGGAGACAAGGACGGGAUGUGCGAGCUGACACCAAAUACACAGGACGUCAGAGGAGACCUCAUUUCUAGCUGCGACUCGUGCAACACACACAGCCUUCAGUUACAAUCACAGGUGCACUGUCACCAUGAGUCAUGUCUGGAGUGUAUGGACUUCAUUAAAAUACUAUUUUUAUUUCUAGCAGAUGAGCUGUGCAUGUGGAAGAGACAACAUAUUUUCUUUUUCAAAUCAAGCUACAAUGAGAUGUACAGUAUGUACACGGCAACAUCAGACAUCACUACAAUCUGGUCGGAUCAAAUACAAGAGCUCGAUAUCAAAUACAGGGUCGUAGACAACCACAGCAUAUCCCACCACAUAUUUUCUUGUGCGUUUCUAUAUACACAACGUAGUGAUUCAUUAACUAUUUUAUUUAAAGUACUGAUUUAUUGACUCUAUUUUUAUGUUUAAAUAAAAACUCAAGGUCUCUUAUAAACAAACAAGAAAAGACGUGAACACAUUCCUUCUAUACAAACAAACCUGCAACUAUGAAUUAGUGUUGACAUUUUGUGUGUUUACCACAUACCAUCACAGCAAAAGUAAACAUUUGUAUCCCUUCAAUUUUCUACUUUUAGUCAAUAAUUCAGUGCGACAUGCCACAGUGAGUCCAAUAACACCCAAUAGGUUGUGCUAUUAUUGUGUACUUCGCAAAAAACAAAAAGAAAAGACUGGUUCGUAGAUACACACCAAUAAUUGAAUGGUUCCCUCUUUGCCAGAGCUGGGCAAAUAUUUUGACUCGGGGGCCACAUUGACAGAAAAAAAGUGUCUGGGGGGGGCAAGGUGUAUGUGUGUAUAAAUGAUAUAGAUACACAUUUAGCUGUGAAAAUCUGCUGUACAGUAUGUGUUUCGGUCCUUUUUUUUCCAGGAACACCAAUACCAAAAUGCACAAUGUCUGAUAGAAUUCUAAAAAAGUUAUGACAGACCACCUAAAAAAAAUGGAAUGGUAUUUUACAGUUUUUUACUGAAUGGGACACCCAAAAUGUACAUGAAAAUAAAGAAAGUGGGAUUUACAAUAUUAACAAUGAACAAUAAAACACUGAAUAUUAACAACCUAUGAACAUCUUUUACUUCUCAUACCAGCUCCUCCACAGUAGUGUAUCUUUUACAAAUAAGCAAAACACAACAAAAAAUUAACAAACAGCAAAAUAUCAAUGGAAGGUGUGAUAAACACCUACUAUAUGAUAUAUUAUCAUAUAAAAAUCUGCUUCCGUGCCAGAGCGUGACAAAAUCUGGAGAUGAAGAAGAAAAAAUAGAUGAAUUUUGGUGUAGAAAACCAUAUGAUUGAACCAUUAAAAAUGGCGCAAAACAAGUGUCAAAUGUACAUUUCAACAGCAGAAGAAAUAAAAUACUAUAUUAUAUCUUAAAAGAGGUGCAAAAAAACCCCCAUAAAAACACAAAAAUAAUCAAAUGUUUACAAAUAAAAGACCAAGUUCUACAGUCCAGGACAGAACUUCCACCAAGGGCCACAUACUGAAAUGUCAAAGCAUGCAGGGGUCCUUUUUAUGUAUUUCUAUUUUGUGAAAAUAAAUAUAUGUGCUAAAAACAGACAAAUAUUUAAAGACACAACUUUGUGUCACCUUUGUGUUAUUCGGUAUAGGUGACAAAGCAUUUUAUUAUUAUGAUUAUUAUUAGGGCGGUCAAAAUUAACGCUUUAACUCACGCGAUUAUACAGACGUCAAAUUAAUCAUAAAUAAACUCAGAUUAAUAUAAUCAAUUAUUUUGACCACACAUGCUCCUGUACCCAAACCGCAGAUGGUUACCUGAAGGUUGAUAUAAGGUCAGUGCAAAGAUGCGUGAGGAGACUUCGACUGAUGCGCUCGCUGGUAAAUUCCACUUCAACUCCAACUGACUGGACUUCAUAUAAAACUGUUUUGAACAAAUAAUUGACAUUUAGUUAAAAAAAUGUAUCUGCAAAUAAAAUAGCAUUUUUGUCAAAAUACUGAGUUUUUU
Messenger RNA from Nerophis lumbriciformis (worm pipefish), 2882 nucleotides. It is a transcript of the gene bud23, whose product is annotated as BUD23 rRNA methyltransferase and ribosome maturation factor. The record is from RefSeq and is a predicted model, not a curated record. Gene Ontology annotation, cellular component: nucleolus. Gene Ontology annotation, biological process: rRNA (guanine-N7)-methylation. NCBI's taxonomy places the organism in Eukaryota, Metazoa, Chordata, Actinopteri, Syngnathiformes, Syngnathidae. Gene Ontology annotation, molecular function: rRNA (guanine) methyltransferase activity.